Scheffersomyces stipitis CBS 6054 is the source of this 885-nucleotide messenger RNA. RefSeq lists its product as uncharacterized. Lineage: Eukaryota; Fungi; Ascomycota; Pichiomycetes; Serinales; Debaryomycetaceae. The transcript has a single exon. The record is from RefSeq and is a predicted model, not a curated record. The coding region runs from base 1 to 885 and encodes 294 amino acids.
AUGAGCAAUUUGCCAGACAACAGCGGCGUGGGGUCGCUUGCGCUUGACAGAGAGCGUGUCACAUGUCUUUUACUUAUUAACACCCAAUUGAUGAAGAAAGCCAUCAACAUCUACCACAACAUCUUGUGCAACCAGCAGACACUUCAACAAAUGCCACAGCAGACGCGUCAAAGUGCCAUUGAUCUGUACCAGAACUGCACGCGUCGACUCCAUUGCAACUUGACUGUGUUGAACUAUAUUCAUGAAAAAUACCACGCGGACCCAUCCCAGGUUUCACAACAACAGAACAAGGCCAGCUUUCCUAUCAUUUUAUCGGCCCCACAAGACACUCCAGAGCUUAUUCAACUAUACACAAAACUUCAGGAAUUGUAUCCGGAAGCUUUGCAGUACUUGAAAAUGAAGCUUCAACAGAUGAGAAAACUGCAGUUCCAGAACCAACCCAAUCAGAACCAGCAGCCCCAGCAAAGUAGGCCAUCUUCAUUUUCACAACAACAACUACCUCAGCGUGGCCAACAAAUGCCACAGCGACAAUUAUCUCAACAACAAAUCAACAAUCUCCAGCAACAGCAGCAGCAGCAGCAGCAGCAGAACCCUAUGAUGGCCAGUAAUUCACCCAUGCUCGGCAACGUCAACACCAUAAACCCACAAUCUACAUCUGGACAACCAGACUUCUUGCAGCAGCAGCAGCAUUACAACAAUGGAUUCAACGGGCAGAACCAGAAAUUCGGAGGUAACAUCCCUCAGCAACAGGGACAGCCUCUGGCCAUAUCUCCGCAACAGAUUUUGCAGCAGAUGAAUAACGGCCCGUUGGGAGGUUCCGGAAACAUGAACUCCAACUUGGCAGCUGGAAACGGCAACAACAAUAACAUGAUGGACUUCUUCUAA